GUUUAUAGAAUGUUUUUGUAGUGUCUUUAUGUCAAAAGAUCAAGUGUAUGAAAAAGUCGUAACAAAAUGGAUAAUAUUUCUUUUAAAUUUUCUAAAAAUUGGAGACCAUGAUUUUUUGCCAGUUCUUAGGGAAAUUGUUCACCACAGGCCUCAUUUAAAAUAUUGUCCGUCAUUAUUGGCCGAGUUUUCUUCACAAGUACAAAGGAAAGGGAACAGCUGCUAUCACACAAUGUCAUUAUCAUACUUUACAGAUCUAUCUAAAUGUUUUAAUGGAAAGCUGUGGACUGUUGAGAUUGCAAAUAAUUUUUUUAAAAAUUACAUCAAAUAUUUAAGAAAUGAUUCUGUGCUGUCUAAUGCUAGUUCUAGUUCUCUAUCUCAUUUUUCUGACUGUUUUCGAGGUGCAUUUGCUCAUAAAUUUUUGGUUGAUUAUUUGUUGAAACCAAUUGCUGAGUCCUUUUCACAAAAAGGAAUGGCUGAAAAGUUUGUGUUAGACUUAUUCAGUUAGAUGUCAAAUGCCUUCUUAAAGCAACUAGUGAGGAUGAUAAAAAAACUGUUCAAAGUUUUACUGAAUAUCUUAAGUCUUACUUGGCAAAAAAUAGAAGAUAUAUUAACUUGUAUAAAAGAGAAACAUUUGAAAAA
Messenger RNA from Amphimedon queenslandica, 639 nucleotides. RefSeq lists its product as uncharacterized. Lineage: Eukaryota; Metazoa; Porifera; Demospongiae; Haplosclerida; Niphatidae. The record is from RefSeq and is a predicted model, not a curated record. Bases 29 to 505 code for a protein of 158 amino acids. The transcript is spliced from 4 exons.